This is a messenger RNA of Polychytrium aggregatum, 628 nucleotides long. Its product is annotated as Ragulator complex protein LAMTOR3. Gene Ontology annotation, biological process: cellular response to amino acid stimulus; positive regulation of TOR signaling. NCBI's taxonomy places the organism in Eukaryota, Fungi, Chytridiomycota, Chytridiomycetes, Polychytriales. The coding region runs from base 19 to 384 and encodes 121 amino acids. The record is from RefSeq and is a predicted model, not a curated record. Gene Ontology annotation, cellular component: Ragulator complex. The transcript has 6 exons.
CCUCUGUGAUCCAUCGCCAUGAACCAGCUCCAAGCCCUGCUGAACAGGCACCUCGAAAGAACACCUGGGCUGCAAGCCGUCAUCAUCUCGGACUACCAGGGCGUUCCGGUAGCCAAAGCAACCAGCGCAGACUUUGUUGAAACUGUUGCCGACGGAAUCUACGCUGUCACGUUCAGCUCGUGCUCGGGACAGGCCGAUAAACUUGGUCUUGGCGAGAACAGCAUGAUCACCACCAUCACAGACAACCGCCAAAUCGUCCAGUUCAAAAACCCCAAGCUGAUACUGACGCUGAUCUCGAAUACUGAGUGCAAAGUGGGUCUUUUGAUCCAGGCUGGAACCGAGCUCAAAGGACCCCUGGCCCAAGUUGCGGCGCAUCUCCCGUAAGGCAGCGACACGGCUAUCCGACGCCGCUUCAAUCGCAGUGAAUCGACCUGAAACGUCUCCCUCGGCUCGGCCCCUCCCCGAUGGUUUCUGGACUAUGAUUGGACGCACUGGUCCCCAUCGCUGUCAUGGCCCACGCACCGCCGGCGAUGCCUCGGGCAUCUGCCAACCUGCACAACACUUGAAUACACUCUCCAGCUCCCAUGAUAUCACAAGACUCGUGGGACGAGCUCAGAUCACUCGGAGG